Molecule: messenger RNA, 6549 nt
Organism: Scophthalmus maximus (turbot)
Lineage: Eukaryota; Metazoa; Chordata; Actinopteri; Pleuronectiformes; Scophthalmidae
Gene: epha4b
Product: eph receptor A4b
Exons: 19
Coding region: 69-3023 (984 amino acids)
Biological process (GO): cell surface receptor protein tyrosine kinase signaling pathway; protein phosphorylation; axon guidance
Cellular component (GO): neuron projection; plasma membrane
Molecular function (GO): transmembrane-ephrin receptor activity; protein binding; ATP binding
Source: RefSeq, a predicted model, not a curated record
CCUCUCUCCCCCUCAAUCGACUCGACACCGCCGACAGGGAUGCAGCGAGGGCGCAGCGCAGCCUGAAAAUGGCACCACCACGCGUCCUGUGGAUCUAUCCAUCCCUCGCCCUGCUGUCCUCUCUGCUUCUUUUCCACGCGCUGUCGCCGUGCCGGGCCUUACGGAAUUACCCGGAGAAUGAAGUGACGUUGCUGGACUCCAUGUCGGCUCUGGCUGACCUGGGCUGGGAGGCUUACCCUAAUGAGGGGUGGGAGGAGAUCAGCGUGAUGGAUGAGAGGAACACUCCAAUGAGGACCUACCAGGUGUGUAACGUCAUGGAGGCCAACCAGAACAACUGGCUGAGGACGCGCCACAUCAGCAGGGAAGGGGCGCAGCGCGUCUACAUCGAAAUCAAGUUCACCCUGAGGGACUGUAAUAGCCUGCCCGGGGUCCCGGGCACUUGCAAAGAGACAUUCAACAUGUUCUACUACGAGUCCAACAAUGCAAACCUGUGGUUCAUCAAGGAGAGCCAGUAUGUCAAGAUUGAUACUAUUGCCGCAGAUGAGAGCUUUACACAGGUGGACGUCGGUGACCGAGUCAUGAAGCUAAACACGGAAGUGCGCGACAUCAGCAACCUGAGCAAAAAGGGGUUUUACCUGGCCUUCCAGGACCUGGGCGCAUGUAUCGCGCUGGUCUCUGUCAGGGUCUUCUACAAGAAGUGCCCCCUCACUGUGCUCAACCUGGCCCAGUUCCCCGACACGAUAACGGGAGGAGACACGGCGCUGGUGGAGGUCCACGGCGUGUGUGUGAAUGCCUCCGAGGAGUUCGAGGCUCCCAAGAUGUACUGCAGUGCAGACGGAGGCUGGCUGGUUCCCAUCGGGAGAUGUGUGUGCAAACCGGGCUUCGAGGAGAACAAGGACGUCUGCCAGCCAUGCAGACCUGGUACCUACAAGGCUUCUGCCACAGACGCCUACUGCACCAAAUGCCCUCCCCACAGCUCGUCCCCGCAGGAACAAGCAGUCGAGUGUGUUUGUGAGAAGAGUUUCUACCGGGCUGAGAGCGACCCACGCUCAAUGGCCUGCACACGUCCGCCGUCUGCACCAGAGAACCCCAUCUCCACAGUGAACGAGACCUGCGUGACCCUGGAGUGGUCGCCACCCAGAGAGACGGGAGGUCGGGGAGACAUCACCUACAGCCUCCACUGCAGGAAGUGCUCCGGCGACGGCAAGAAGUGCACUCCAUGUGGUAGCAGCGUCCAUUUUGUCCCCAGGCAGUUCGGUCUCUCUUCUGCCACCGUGCUGGUCACCGACCUGCAGCCGGACUCCAACUACAGCUUCACUGUUGAGAGCCAGAACGGCGUGUCAGACUUGAGUCCAACACCCAGAGGAACAGUAGUCAUCAACAUCACCACGUCACAAACAGUAAGCGUAGUGCUGAAGGAGAGGCGGAGCAAGGACAGCGUGACUUUGGCCUGGCAGGGACCGGAGAGACCCAACGGGGCGAUUGUGGAAUAUGAGGUCAUCUACUAUGAGAAGAACCAGCGGGAGCAGAACUACACCGUUUUGAAGACUCGCUCCAACAUGAUGACAGUGGACGGGCUGAAGCCGGGGACCACAUACGUGUUCAGGGUCAGGGCUCGAACCGACGGCGGCUACGGGAGCUACGGUGGAGAGAUCGAAUUGGAAACCAGCCACGAAGAUGUUUUGGCUAUCGGCGACCCUAACCAGUCCACCAUCCUGGCCGUGUCCAUCGCUGGGGGAAUCGUCCUCCUCAUCUUUCUGGUGACAUGCUUCAUUGUCAGCGGCAGGCACUGUGGAUACAUCAAAGCCAAGCAGGACCCCGAUGAGGAGAAGAUGCAGUUCCAGCAUGGCCGAGUUAAGCUUCCGGGCAGCAGGACCUACAUCCAUCCUCACACCUACGAAGACCCCAACCAGGCUGUCAGAGACUUCGCCAAAGAGAUCGAUGCUUCCAAUAUUCGCAUAGAGAGAGUCAUUGGAGCUGGAGAGUUUGGGGAGGUUUGCAGCGGCCGCCUGCGUGUGCAGGGGAAGAGGGAGAUCUACGUGGCCAUCAAGAGCCUUAAGGCGGGAUACUCUGACAAACAGAGGAGGGACUUCCUGUCUGAGGCCUCCAUCAUGGGACAGUUUGACCAUCCCAACAUCAUCAGGCUGGAGGGUGUCGUCACGAGAUGUAAACCAGUGAUGAUCAUCACAGAGUUCAUGGAAAACGGAUCUCUGGACACUUUCCUCAAGAAACACGACGGCCAGUUCACGGUGAUCCAGCUGGUCGGCAUGCUGCGUGGUAUCGCCUCCGGUAUGAAGUACCUGUCGGACAUGAGCUACGUUCACAGAGACCUGGCAGCGCGGAACAUCCUGGUCAACAGCAACCUGGUGUGUAAGGUGUCGGACUUUGGCCUGAGUCGGGUUCUGGAGGACGACCCAGAGGCAGCCUACACCACAAGGGGAGGGAAGAUCCCCAUCAGAUGGACGGCUCCAGAGGCGAUAGCGUACAGGAAGUUCACCUCAGCCAGCGAUGUGUGGAGUUACGGUAUCGUCAUGUGGGAGGUGAUUUCAUACGGAGAGAGGCCCUACUGGGAGAUGUCCAACCAGGAUGUGAUCAAAGCAAUAGAUGAGGGCUACCGUCUUCCCGCUCCAAUGGACUGUCCCGUGGUGCUGCACCAGCUCAUGUUGGACUGCUGGGAGAAGGGACGGAGCGACAGGCCAAAGUUUGGACAGAUCGUCACAAUCCUGGACAAGCUCAUCAGAAACCCAGCCAGCCUCAGAGAGCUGGCCAACAGCUCCGCAUGCAGGGAGGACCUGUCCACCCCAGAGUUCAGUGUGAGCACAGUGGAUGAGUGGUUGGAGGCCAUCAAGAUGGGCCAGUAUAAGGAGAACUUUUCCAGUGCUGGAUAUGUCAGCUUCGACUCAAUCCUCUACAUCAGUGUCAGUGAACUGGCUAAAAUGGGUGUGACUCUGGCUGGUCACCAGAAGAAGAUUCUGUCCAGUGUGCAGAGUCUGCAGACCCAGGGGACGCACGUCCAAGUAUAACAGUGUCCGAAUAAACACACAAUGAGACAGAGCCAAAAUGGAGGCUCCCGUGAAGACUUUCCCCAGCAGAAAUGGAGUUGCAAUGGAUAUUGUGGUGCUCGGGCCUCCUUUGAUUUGAGACACAUCGAGUUGGAGACAACAUGGACGCUUGACUCCUUCACCUCCUCGCAGUUUCACCAUUCUUCCCAUGCUCGACGGGCACUACCAGCUUUAGCACUCAAGAGUCCCAGCAACACAACCACCAUUAUGGAGCAACUGAGAGACACAACAUGUAGAGCAUCUCAGAUCAUUCACAUCAUUUGAGCUAGACAAAAGAAAAAGAAAAAAGAUUUUUAACUAAAGAAAUUACGAAAAACAAAUUAGAAUAUAAUUAUCAUCACUGUCUGUGAGGUGUACAGUUGGUUUUUACUGUAUUUUCUUUGUUUUAAGUUUUCACCUUGAAGAGUUUAAAAAGGGUCUGAAGAUAUGUAUAUGUGUAGAUAUAUGUUUAUAUGGGCUGCGUGUCCCACAACCAUCGAGAUGGACCUAACGUUUGUAUUAAUGGUGAGGUUUAUAUGACUCAACCGUGAUAGGAGUUAUUACCUGGUAUAUGUAUGGCCCCUUCCAUUGCUCUCUGUACAUAAGAAGCCAGUGAAUGAGCCAAGACUUUGAAUGACAUGAAUGUGUGAUGGAAACAGAAAACCUGGACCUUUAGAGAUAGUGAGGGAUGCAGAUUUUGCUAGUUCAUGUAGGAUGGAAGUAUGACUUGUUCAAACAUUUUACUGGACCAGGACAAGGGCUUCCCUGGCGACUGCACCUAGAAACACUUCCAUAGCAACCGGACCCAGAGAGCGUCUGCUUGUCUGCUCAAACUCAUGAUGUAACUGGGUGCAAAGUAACAGCAGAAACCGCUUGAGGUGAAGAUAGCACAGAUACAUUUUUACUCUUCCAAAACUGUCUAUUCCAAACAAAAUUGCCUGUUCAGCUCUAACAGUAUGACGUUGGUGGGAAUAUUUCAGCACAAGAGUUUGCCUUCCCAUGUUUCAGGUGUUUAAAGAAAUUGAGCAAAGGUGAUGCAAAGGUCAUACAAGAGAUGACACUGUCUGGGGCGUGUAAAUUGUUUAUCCAGUGUUGUGCCAUAUACAGUAAAGUAACACUGAAAUGUUGCAUACGACCAUCCCUACUCUUCUUUCUUUUUAUCAGCUCCCAUGGCCGGAUGGUUACACAAGGCCAGUCACAAUAAGUGUGUUGUCCAAAAUAGUUUGCCUGAUGAAGAUGAAAUAUUCGCAGUGUAAACUUUCAGCGGUGCCACAGAGAGAGGGUAACAUUUACUUUGUGUAUUAUCAGUCAUGCCAACCUAUUUCAAGCAUCCCUAGUUUCAAACCAAUACCCACAAGUGAAUUUACAAAACAGUGUUUACAGCAAACAAAUUGGUUUGAUGGUUUUUCCUUGUAAGAAGGAAACAGCUGCUUAACACAUUAAUUACAAGGUUAGAUGUGAUGGGACCCUGUGUGUGUGUGCACUGCAUUAAUGGCACUGAACCUGCUUUUAGUGUAAUCCCAAACCCAGUUUUAAUAUAUGUGGUACUAUAUAGGACCAACAGUGACAUAAAGUACAGUAUAUAUGAUUGUAUCAUAGUGUAAAAUAUGUACAGUGUUGAUUUCCAAUGUUAGAAUGUUUGUAAUGAUAACGAUGACGAUGAUGACUAUGAUGUACUUUUAUUGUGAAAAAGAGAUUUCUGAAGUACUUGUUCAGUGGCAGGUCUUACGGGAGAAAAGCAAAGGGAGGUUAUUUGUUGGUCUGAACAAAGGAAUGUAGCAUGGUGCGAAGCUUCAGCUUUUGAUUGACAGGUGACGGUGACUGCAGUUUAUACCAUAGAGUUAGAAUGAGUAGAAUGUACUCUCCUUGUUGGGCGUACCCAUCUUAGACAGUAAUUACAUGCACAUUUUGAGCCUUUCUUCACAUACAGCAUAACUUUUGGAAGGUAGGGACGAGGUGAGGUUGAGAUAGGAGAAAUUUCUUUCAUCAAAUUUCCACAGAGAUUGAAUAUUUGUUAAACCCCCCUCGCCCACAACCUCAAUUAUUUAGCAAUUGCACCUAACCAUGGCAUACCUGUCAAGCUUUACAUUUCGUCACGUGAUGAAGUAUUGUGAAUGGAGCUGUUGCAUUUUAAAAAUAACUUGGAGGGUGAUGUCUUUUUUUAGCCUUUCCCAAAACCAAAAACACAAGAGUAAAAGAGCAAAAAAAAGAUAUGAUCUUCUCUAAUGUGACCUACAAUUGUCAGCACAUCUGGCUAACUGGCUUAGUACCUAUAGUAGUAACCAAGCAGUGCUUCCAAGUUGAAGGAGCAGUAACUACCUAGGCAAAAGAAUUUAUUGGGGUUAAAGGUUAGCAUCUGUAACUAAGGGAUAGGGCCAAGCAAACUGUCAGUUGGAGAGGAGGCAAACUGGGCAGUGGAGUAAAAACUUCCACCUCUACUUAGCAGCAGAAAAAGCCUUUUACUUGUUUUUUCAUUCACUGAAUUGGUUAAACAAUUGCAUUUAACGGAUACAAUUUACAACUAAAAGAAAAUAAUCCAGAGAUUGAUUUCUCCUUGACAAACCUCUUCUUUUUUUUGUCCAAUAAGUCGCAGGCAAAAAUACAAUUCAUACCGUCUAGAAGGGUUCAUUCUACUCUUGCUAACUCUAUGAAUUCACUCUAGCGGACUACCCAUGACCGCUGGCCUUUUAGAUGCCUUAUUUACUGAGCUAUUGUUCAUUUCUGUUGCCCUAUAGAGGUGAUAUUAAGAGUAAAGUGUAUGUACAGGUAGUAUUUAUCAGUGUUCUUAAGAUGACAUCACACUGACACCCUGGUUUUGUAACAUCCCAUAAUACGCCCAACCCGGGACCCCUCCAACGGCACCUUCACUCUUUACGCAGAAGUAAUUUUGUUCUGAAAUAUAAUAAAUCUUAAAGCCGAUCACCAAGUCAAGUUGAAAGAGAAAAUGACAAUAUUGUUCUUAUUUAUUUGAGUAAUAACAUAUUCAGUGGUGAAUGUGAUUGGCUUACCUUUAGAUUCAUUUUUUGGUUGCAUAAUUGUUUAAUUGUACAAAAAUUCCUCAUGCAAAAUCAAGGUAAGAACUACAUCGAGUAUCGUCUCAAGAAUAUGGCUUUUAUUGUGACUUUUUUGUAUGAGCUUGUUCAACACUAUCCGAUUUUAGAAAUUUUAAGAAUACCCACACUCUCUGAAUCCCAGGUUCGUGCCACUGUUCACUCUAUAAAAGGUUAGAUAUGUGGGUUGUUUUGCUUGAUCCGAAAUAUGACAUCUGUCCUCCAUAUCCCACCAGCUCUGUAUUGUAAAUGUCCCUGAGUGAUUCUACUUUGAGACUUUCAGCCCUCUGUCUCUACUCCCCUCCCUUUCUCUCUCUCUCUCUCUCUUUCUUUGGCCACCGUUCAGUGCUUAUUUGUCCCCAUGCCCGUUUCCUCUGCGUGGCUUGUUGUAAAGGGUGUAGGCAUUCUAAUGUCUUUCAUGUUGCUGUAAUAAAUAUGCUAAUAUUUCUAAUUUCUCA